Molecule: messenger RNA, 1068 nt
Organism: Daldinia childiae
Lineage: Eukaryota; Fungi; Ascomycota; Sordariomycetes; Xylariales; Hypoxylaceae
Product: Ras-related protein ced-10
Exons: 6
Coding region: 1-1068 (355 amino acids)
Biological process (GO): small GTPase-mediated signal transduction
Molecular function (GO): GTPase activity; GTP binding
Source: RefSeq, a predicted model, not a curated record
AUGGAGACUACUAGCAAAUCUCAGCAGUUCCGCUUACCCAUAUCUAAGAGUUUUUCUUUUAUCAUCCCCGAUAAGUGGAAGACUAAUCCAGCUGUCCUUCGCUGGAUUGAUAACGUUCCUGGUCCCGCCAAACGAGAGGAGUUCCCAGGACCUGCGCGCAUUCAAACCCCCAAACGCGCCUUGGAAACUCCCGAUAUUGACGACAGUCGGGACGACGAUAGCUACCACACUAAGCGAACGAAAAUGGUUUCCUCCCUAAGUACCUACAAGGAUGCCAACAACAGACGUGCAAGCAUCGCUUCUUAUGGUCAUGGCCUUAUUCGCCGAGCCUCCAAUAUAUGUCGCCAAGUCAUUAACCCCGAGAAAUCCCAAGAGACCCUCGAAGGCUCUACCGUUCGCGGAUCGCUUUCAUUGCCUGUAUCACCCGCCACCCUCGUUGAGCGUCCUCGCAUGAGAUUCGUCUUUGUUGGAGAUUCUGGCUGUGGAAAGUCGAACUUGUUACUUCGUUACUACCGCGAUGCGUUUAAUCCAGCACAUAUCAGAACCCAUUAUGAGCUGUUCAACAAGGUCGCCACUGUAGACGGACAGGAUGUGGACCUUGAGCUCUGGGACACAUCUGGCGAUAUCUCACUUCACCAGCUCCAACUCCUUUCCUACCUCGCGUGGGACGCCGUAUUCCUGUGCUUCAGCAUGGAGAACAUCGCGCGCUUUAAGACUGUCCAGAAGAAGUGGAUGGACGAGAUCUCCAAGUACUGUGGCGAUAUUCCGUUCAUUUUGCUUGGCCUGAAGAAAGAUACAUUCACUGGCCGCAACAUGAGGGCCCCUUUCCAUCCGGACUUGAAUAUUCCAGUUUCAAGCACCCAGGACUCCUCUGGGGCGAUGAUCGUGCGGGGGAUCAAGUACAUGGAAUGCUCAGCAAAAACCGGCGAGAACGUGAACCGCGUGUUUGAGGAGGCUGUUCGGAUGGUGGUAUAUGAGCGAGAGGAACAAGAGGCACUUGCCCGAAUUCGUCAGAAGUAUGGCGAAUCGGAAUCUACAGGUUUGAGCUUAAAGACAUGUUUUAAGUAA